AUGCCUACUGUGCGCCCUGAUUUCAAAGGAUACUAUCCGCGAGCGCACUGGGCGAUUGAAGCUCUACUUAGUUCACCGGAAUUUAGUACUUUGAAGUGGACGUCUCUUCAGCCAAAUGCGUUUUUAACCUACUAUGUUGCUUCCGCUGUCGAGUAUAUUAAGCAGUAUAAGCGGACUGGCGAGCAGGGUACGCUGAGGCUGAUGGCGGCGAAAGACGCGCCUGUAGGUUCUGUUGACCCCAAUGAAGUUGGCAUCUUCGCAGCACACCUUCUGGCCCUGGAUGAUCCGAGUUCGCAUAGCGGGGCCAAGUAUGUCCUGAAUGGACCGGAGGAUAUUACGGGUGAACAGCUUGUGGGUUUGGUGGAGCAGCAUAUUGGUACGAAGGUGAAGGACGUGAGCUACCAAGAUCUGGGGUUCUUGGAUGCGCUUCUAGCUAGUGGCUUUGGAGGACUGGGCCAAUCAAAGACUGUCAUGGGGUCUCUUAAGUAUGGGUUGUUGACCAUGUGGGAAGGGACGUGUAGUGCUUCGACGACCAGCAAAGAGGUUUUGGAGAUUGCUGCCCCAAGGACGACGCCUGCCGAGAUGGUGAACAAGUUGUUGGAGGAAUAA
Messenger RNA from Aspergillus oryzae RIB40, 609 nucleotides. Its product is annotated as NmrA-like family protein. The transcript has a single exon. The record is from RefSeq and is a predicted model, not a curated record. NCBI's taxonomy places the organism in Eukaryota, Fungi, Ascomycota, Eurotiomycetes, Eurotiales, Aspergillaceae. The coding region runs from base 1 to 609 and encodes 202 amino acids.